CGACUUGCACCUCGCAACUCGAGACCUUUGACGAGCUCCAACUAGGUCGAACAUGACGUUGUGGAUCUGUGCCAGGAGGAUAUGGUCCGAGCGGGCAGUCGACGAGAUGGCGUGAUCGAUUUCGGGCCAUGGGUCAAGUCCAGGUGAAAUGGUCAAAUUAAAUCCUCUCUCGGUGGCUUUUUUCUCAUUUCUAAGUCCGCGGGAUUUCUUGACUUUGGACCAUAUCCGUUCCGUCCCAACAACGGCUUAUCAUCAUCAUCAUCAUCAUCAUCAUCAUCAUCCUCGGUCGACCUAGUAGUACUUGCAUCGACAUCCUAUACGACAUACACCUCGAGCUUUCUUCUCUCCAUCACACCCCACACUAGGACCUCGCCUUGCAUGCGUACAGCUCGACGGAUCUCGACGUCCAUCAACCUCAACCUCAAACUAGUACAACAAACGCAAACACAAACACGGAGUAGAUUCGCUCUCCCUCCUGCCUUUACUUACCGACAGACGCAUACGACGGUACACGAAAAGAUCUUGCCUAGCCCCUCGCAACAAGCUUUUAACGAGACGCACCCUCAGACCACCACCACCACCACCACUUCAACCUCCCAACGACCGAAAUCAACUUCGUCGAUCAUGCCCGUCAACGCCAUCGAUUUCCCCGAACUCCAAGCUUGUCUGACAUCCAACGCCGAAUGGGCAGCGAGGGUAUCCAAGGAUGAACCGCAUUUCUUUGAAAAGAGCGCCAAGGGGCAGAAACCGUUCUUGUUGUGGAUCGGAUGCGCCGACUCCAGAGUCCCCGAAUCCGUCGUCCUAGGCCGUAAACCCGGUGAGAUCUUCGUCCACAGGAACAUCGCCAAUCAGUACCAAGCGGGGGACGAUAGUGCCCAGGCGGUCUUGGAGUAUGCGGUGGGCUUUUUGGGGGUUAGGCACGUGGCCAUCGUCGGACAUACGGCCUGUGGAGGAUGCGCGGCGGCGUACAUGAGCAAGCCCGAGGAUGCCGGGAACAAGGAGACUACGACCUCCCUAGCUCGGUUCCUCCAACCCCUGAUCGACCUGAGGCAUUCGUUACCCGAGGGAGCUUCGAUGGACGAUCUGAUCGUGGAGAACGUCAAGCGUGGGGUCGUCGACGUGGCCAAGAGCGAGGUCAUCCAGAAACAAUGGGCCAAAGCGGCCGAAGAAGGGUCCGAGCCCGUCUACGUACACGGAUGGUUGAAGGACUUGUCGACCGGGUUGAUCAAGGAUCUGUUGUGUUCCCAAGGGCCAGACAAGGCUUAGUUGAGGGGGUGCUUGUCAGCGUCGUUGUAUAUGCAGAGCGAGGGUUGAGGUGGUGAAGAAGAGGGAGUUGUGGUUGGUUAGCGGGUUGAAGCGACAAGAAAGGGAUAGAGGCGAUGUUUGUGUCUGUGUUGAGCUUUAGAUGUAAU
Messenger RNA from Filobasidium floriforme, 1412 nucleotides. RefSeq names its product carbonic anhydrase. The coding region runs from base 379 to 1266 and encodes 295 amino acids. The record is from RefSeq and is a predicted model, not a curated record. Gene Ontology annotation, biological process: cellular response to carbon dioxide; cellular response to oxidative stress. The transcript has 5 exons. Lineage: Eukaryota; Fungi; Basidiomycota; Tremellomycetes; Filobasidiales; Filobasidiaceae. Gene Ontology annotation, molecular function: carbonate dehydratase activity; zinc ion binding.